UAAUUAUUAUUAAUUAAUUAAUGUAAUUAAAAUAUUAACCAUUCAACAUGUAACUGAACUUAACCCGUAACUGACAUUUGAAUGCAUGAACAGAAACACCCCCAUUUUCAUGAAACUAAUAAAUACCAAUUAAGGGCUUGAGAAUCCGUCGCCAACAUCAGCUCGAAUUCCCCAACAAUGGCAGAAACGCCGGUCCGAUUCGGAGUGUUGGGCUGCGCCAACAUUGCGAGGAAGAUGUGCCGAGCCAUCGACCUCUCGCCCAACUCCAUCCUCUACGCAAUAGCAAGCCGUUCUCUCCACAAAGCCUCAAGGUUUGCAGAAGAAACCGGCUUCUCUUCGCCGGUGCCGAAGGUCUACGGAAGCUACGAGGCGGUGCUCGACGACCAUGACGUCGACGCAGUCUACAUUCCUCUCCCGACGGGGCUGCACCUCCGUUGGGCUGUGCUGGCCGCCGGGAAGCGGAAGCACGUUCUGCUAGAGAAGCCGGCUGCGCUCAACUUGUCGGAGCUUGACAGGAUCCUAGAGGCCUGUCGGUCCAGUGGCGUGCAGUUCAUGGACGCCACUAUGUGGGUGCACAACCUUCGGACGGCGACGAUGAGGGGGCUGCUGUCUGAUUCCGAGCGUUUUGGCCAACUCAAGUCGAUCCACAGCUGCUUCACAUACGAAGCCGACCGCAACUUCCUGCAGACCAACAUCCGCGUGAAGCCAGAGCUGGACGGCCUCGGCGCGCUCGGCGACAUCGGCUGGUACUGCGUCCAGGCCCUCCUCUGGGCCGCCGACUACUCCCUCCCCAAAACCAUCACCGCCUGGCCGGCCCCGGACAUCAACGCCGCCGGCGUCAUCCUCUCCUGCGGCUCUUGCCUCCGCUGGGAGGACGGCAAGAUAGCAACCUUCUACUGCUCUUUCCUCGCCAAUCUCAGCAUGGAUCUCAUCGUUCUCGGCUCCAAGGGAAGCUUCCGACUCAACGAUUUCGCCGUCCCUUUCCGGGAAAACGUUGCCUCUUUCCACGUCGGUUCGCAGUUCAGGGUGCCGAUCCUGAGUGAAGAGACUGUGGCGAGCGAUCUUCCUCAGGAAGCUUUGAUGAUUCGGGAGUUUUCCGGUUUGGUUCUGGGGAUCCGGGAGAAUGGGUUGGAGCCAGAGAGGAAGUGGCCGGCGAUUUGCCGGAAAACGCAGAUGGUGGUGGACGCUGUGAAAGCCUCGAUUGAGAUGGGGUUUCAGCCCGUUGAGGUUGGGACUUGAUUUCGGAUUUUCUUUGCUGUGAUUGGAUGCCAAGAAAGUUUCGAACAUCCUUAAAUUUGAUGAGAUUUGAUGAAAUUAUAAGAAAGUUUUUAAUAAAUAUCUCAAUUGUUAUAUAAGAGAAUAAAAGGAUUAAUUUAUUAUUUAUUCUCUUUCUUCUUUUCUCAUUUAAAAAAUAAAAAUACCCUAUGCUACAACCC
Molecule: messenger RNA, 1436 nt
Organism: Diospyros lotus (date-plum)
Lineage: Eukaryota; Viridiplantae; Streptophyta; Magnoliopsida; Ericales; Ebenaceae
Exons: 2
Coding region: 178-1239 (353 amino acids)
Molecular function (GO): nucleotide binding
Source: RefSeq, a predicted model, not a curated record